Molecule: messenger RNA, 779 nt
Organism: Diabrotica balteata
Lineage: Eukaryota; Metazoa; Arthropoda; Insecta; Coleoptera; Chrysomelidae
Source: the annotation of a GenBank genome assembly
AACGAAUUUUGCUGUCAAUAAAUUAAUUAAAAUAAAAUACCAACAUGGCCCAAAAUGUAAAUCCAUUUCUUGAACAACAGGCAGAUGUUGUAAAACAAAAUGAUGAUUCAAGAAAAGCUUCUAAUGACAACCAUGCUGUAACCAAAAGGUUACAUAAUGAGCUUAUGACUUUAAUGAUGAAUCCAGACAAGAGUAUAUCUGCAUUUCCUGAAGGUGAAAACUUUUUCAAAUGGAUAGGAACAAUAACAGGUCCAAAAGAUUCUGUAUAUGAAGCCUUAAAAUUCAAGUUAAGCCUACAGUUUCCCCAUUCUUAUCCAUACACAGCACCUACAGUAAAAUUCAUCACACCUUGUUUUCAUCCUAAUGUAGAUACUAGUGGUAAUAUCUGUUUAGACAUAUUAAAAGAUAAAUGGUCUGCACUAUAUGAUGUCAGAACUAUUUUAUUGUCUAUUCAAGUAUUGCUUGCUGAACCUAAUAUUGACAGUCCCCUUAAUGCUGUAGCAGCCACCAAAUGGCAAAAUAAAGAUGAAUAUAAAAAACAUGUUAUAGAAACAUAUAAUGAAGCAUGAGGUUUAGUUGAUUAUUUUUAGAUUAGACAAUUUUAAUUGUAAUUGUAAAUUAUUAGUUAGGAAUUUAAUGACUAGAAUUUUCAUCACUCAGAAAUAUUUUUUUAGUAAAUUAUUUUGUGUAAAUGUGUAGAAUCUAUUGAUCAUUAUUUCAUUUUAUUAUCAUUUCUUAAAUUUAUAUAUUGAUUUAUUGAAAAAUAUAAACAUUUUACU